GAGGCAGGGCUUCCAGGACCGGCCACAGCCAGAGACAGGGACCGAGGCUGUCAGGAAGGGCCACUGAAGCAGGGGCUUCUGCACCCCCAAGGUCUGAGUGACAGGGACCCUUGCCCCUGGCCCUGCUGAAGACUCAGGAGGGUCAAGCUGAGACUUGGCCUUCAUGCCCAGGGACAGCAGGACAGCUCGGGCCCUGGCUGUGGUCCUUCUGUCUCUGUCCACGCAUCUGGACACAGGCAGGGCUCCUGGUAGCUAGCAUCUGGAGUAGAAGGAGCCAGCACGGCCAUCCACUAGGCUGGAGUGCGUGGGGAUGAGGGGUGCACCAAGUGGACAGACCAGCCCUGGGUGAGGAAACGUACCCAGACAGAGCUGUGACCUGGCCCUGCUCGCAGCUGUUGAGCCUGCCCACCAUGGCGAGCCCCACUCUGAGCCCUGACUCCUCAUCCCAGGAGGCCCUGUCCGCCCCCACCUGCUCCCCCACCUCUGACUCCGAGAACCUCAGCCCUGAUGAGCUGGAGCUGCUGGCCAAGCUUGAAGAGCAGAACCGGCUCCUGGAAGCCGACUCCAAGUCCAUGCGCUCCAUGAACGGCUCCCGGCGGAACAGCGGCUCCUCGCUGGUGUCCAGUUCCUCGGCCUCCUCCAACCUGAGCCACCUGGAGGAGGACACGUGGAUCCUGUGGGGCCGCAUCGCCAACGAGUGGGAGGAGUGGCGGCGCAGGAAAGAGAAGCUGCUGAAGGAGCUGAUCCGCAAGGGCAUCCCACACCACUUCCGGGCCAUCGUGUGGCAGCUCCUGUGCAGUGCCACCGACAUGCCAGUCAAGAACCAGUACUCGGAGCUACUCAAGAUGUCCUCGCCGUGUGAGAAGCUGAUCCGCAGGGACAUUGCCCGCACCUACCCAGAGCACGAGUUCUUCAAGGGCCAGGACAGCCUGGGCCAGGAGGUCCUCUUCAACGUCAUGAAGGCUUACUCCCUGGUGGACAGGGAGGUGGGCUACUGCCAGGGGAGCGCCUUCAUCGUGGGCCUGCUCCUCAUGCAGAUGCCUGAGGAGGAAGCCUUCUGUGUAUUCGUGCGGCUGAUGCAGGAGUACCGCCUGAGGGAGCUCUUCAAGCCCAGCAUGGCGGAGCUGGGGCUCUGCAUCUACCAGUUCGAGUACAUGCUACAGGAGCAGCUCCCGGAUCUGAACACCCACUUCCGCUCCCAGAGCUUCCACACGUCCAUGUACGCCUCGUCCUGGUUUCUCACGCUCUUCCUGACCACUUUCCCGCUACCUGUUGCCACCCGUGUCUUCGACAUCUUCAUGUACGAGGGCCUGGAGAUUGUGUUCCGGGUGGGCCUCGCCCUGCUGCAGGUGAACCAGACAGAGCUGAUGCAGCUGGACAUGGAGGGGAUGUCCCAGUACUUCCAGAGGGUGAUCCCCCACCAGUUUGACAGCUGCCCGGACAAGCUGAUCCUCAAGGCUUACCAGGUCAAGUACAACCCCAAGAAGAUGAAGAGGCUGGAGAAGGAGUAUGCAGCCAUGAAGAGCAAGGAGAUGGAGGAGCAGAUUGAGAUCAAAAGGCUUCGGACGGAGAACCGGCUCCUAAAACAACGGAUUGAGACCCUGGAGAAGGAGAGCGCUGCUCUGGCUGAUAGGUUAAUCCAGGGGCAGGUGACACGGGCGCAGGAGGCCGAGGAGAACUACGUCAUCAAGCGGGAGCUGGCCGUCGUGCGGCAGCAGUGCAGCUCAGCGGCCGAGGACCUGCAGAAGGCCCAGAGCACCAUCCGGCAGCUUCAGGAGCAGCAGGACAACCCGCGCCUCACCGAGGACUUCGUGGCCCACCUGGAGACUGAGCUGGAGCAGUCAAGGCUACGGGAGACCGAGACGCUGGGGGCUCUGCGGGAGAUGCAGGACAAGGUUCUAGACAUGGAGAAGAGGAACAACUCGCUGCCCGACGAGAACAACGUGGCGCGGCUGCAGGAGGAGCUGAAGGCGCUCAAGGUGCGGGAGGGCGAGGCCGUGGCCUCGGCGCGGGAGCUGCAGCUGCAGCUGCAGGAGCUCUCGGACACCUGGCAGGCCCACCUGUCCCGCGGCGGCCGCUGGAAGGAGUCCCCGCGGAAGCUGGUCCUGGGCGAGCUGCAGGACGAGCUGAUGAGCGUGCGUCUGCGCGAGGCCCAGGCUCUGGCCGAGGGUCGCGAGCUGCGGCAGCGCGUGGUGGAACUCGAGACGCAGGACCACAUUCACCGCAACCUGCUGAACCGCGUGGAGGCGGAGCGCGCGGCGCUGCAGGAGAAGCUGCAGUACCUGGCGGCGCAGAACAAGGGGCUGCAGACGCAGCUCAGCGAAAGCCGCCGCAAGCAGGCCGAGGCCGAGUGCAAGGGGGUCUCAGGGGAAAGCCUUGACCAGGGACAGUGGCAUGAAGGAGGCAGAAGUGUGAAGAAGGAGAUGGCCAUCCUCAGCUGCCCUGCACUGGCCCACUGA
Molecule: messenger RNA, 2459 nt
Organism: Leptonychotes weddellii (Weddell seal)
Lineage: Eukaryota; Metazoa; Chordata; Mammalia; Carnivora; Phocidae
Source: RefSeq, a predicted model, not a curated record